CCCCCCACACUGAUUAGCAUCGCUAACAUAGCGUCACAAUUAAAUAGUAGCAUCUAAAUAUCAUUAAAUCACAGGUCCAAGACACCUAAUGAAAGAUACAGAUCUUGUGAAUAAAGCCACCAUUUCAGAUUUUUAAAAUGUUUUACAGGGAAGACACAAUAUGUAAAUCUAUUAGCUAAACACGUUAGCAAAAAUCACAAUUUUUCUUUGUCCACCAUUUUCUCUCAACACCAGUAGCUAUCACCAAUUCGGCUAAACUAAGAUAUUGAUAGACACUAACCAAGAAAAAACCUCAUCAGAUGACAGUCUGAUAACAUAUUUAUGGUAUAGGAUAGGUUUUGUUAGAAAAAUGUGCAUAUUUCAGGUAUAAAUCAUAGUUUGCCAUUGCAGCCAGCAUCACAAAUCUCACCAAAGCUCCUAGAAUUACUACAGACAGCAACGUGUAUUACCAAUUUACUCAUCAUAAAACAUUUCUUAAAAAUACACAGCACAUAGCAAUGGAAAGACACAGAUCUUGUGAAUUCAGACAACAUUUCAGAUUUUCUAAGUGUUUUAUGGCGAAAACACAAUAAAUCGUUAUAUUAGCAUACCACAUACGCAAACGUUACCCGAGCACUGAUUCUAGCCAAAGAGAGCGAUAUCGUAUCAUCGCCAAAAUAUAUAAAUUUUUUCACUAACCUUCUCAGAAUUCUUCAGAUGACACUCCUGUAACAUCAUAUUACAACAUACAUAUACAGUUUGUUCGAAAAUGUGCAUAUUUAGCCAUAAAAAAACGUUGUUAUACAAUGAAAAUAGUAGCAAAACAAGCCUGGAAAUGUCGGUCGCCAUCUUUGAGUGAUCUAGUUUAAUCAAUAGCUAAUCAUAUACUUGACUAAAAAAUACAGGGUUGACAGGAAUCGAAAGACAAAUUAUUUCUUAAUGCAAUCGCUGAUUUACAUUUUUUUAAUUAUCCUUACUUUUCAAUACAGGUUGCGCCAAGCGAAGCUAUACAAAACAAAAUGGCGGCGUAAGCGUUUAACAUUUUUCGACAAACACGAUUUAUCAUCAUAAAUUGUUCUUACUGUGAGCUGUUCUUCCAUCAGAAUCUUGGGCAAAGAAUCCUUUCUUGGGUCUAAUCUUCUUUUGGUCGAAAGAUGUCCACUUGUCCGUCGAAAUGCCCACUAACGUACGACCGGGACCCCGAAAUUGUCCCAGCGCUUCAAAGUGCACAACAAAGCAAUGCCUCAAUCGCACUAAAAGGAUAUAAAUUGCUAUACAACGGUUCAAAUUAACUACCUUAUGAUGCUGUUAACACCUAUAACGGGUAAAAACAUGACCGGAGAAAUAUUACUGGCUAAACUAACGCUUGGAAGGAGGCGAGUCCGAUGUCCUUCGCGCGCAAGGCGCAGGCAGCAAAGGGAAGCUACUUCCGCUAUUUGGUGUCUUAUAGAGAAACUGAUUGCGCAAUCGACACCAUUCAAAGCGUCAUCACGCACUGACAUCCAGGGGAAGACGUAAGCAGUGUUUGUUUCUCCAUAGCAUUUACAGGGAGCUUUAAACUGACUCCAGAUCGGUGGCCAAAAUGUUUGAAAUCUGACUCCCUAUCAUGAAAAGUGCUGUAGAUUGAGUUCUGUUUCACUCAGAGACAAAAUUCCAACGGCUAUAGAAACUAGAGAGUGUUUUCUAUCCAAUAUUAGUAAUAAUAUGCAUAUUGUACGAGCAAGAAUUGAGUAGGAAGCCGUUUAAUCUGUAAUGCAAAUUAUGCUAAUGAGAAAACAGCACCCCCUAUAGUCGCAAGAAGUUAAACAAACGCAAAUGCAGCUACUUUGCUGUUAUUCUGGCUGCACUGUUUGAAGUGACUAAGUUAGUUGUAGUUGGCUAGCUAGCAAGCAAGGGAUAAGAAUGUUGCCAGCCAGUAUGGCAAUGGAACAUUUAGAAUGAACCGCGUCCAUAGAUACAGAACAAAAGGACUGAACAACUGGGUUGCGUCUCUCGCAACCAAACCAAUAGAACAAACAACCAGCCGGCUUGGGUAGCAACCCUAGAUUUGUGUCAGGUCUAUAUCUUGUGGAAGGAUGAAAUAGUAUGAAUAAAUUCAUCAAAAUGUUUUUAAUAAAAUAUUUAAAUAUGUUGGUAUCCCAUAAUAUAAGUGAUAAUGCCCUCGAAGCUGGUGUUUGGAGGAUAUAUUGGCACGGUUUGAGGGCCCAAGACGAACAACACCCGUGCCAAUAUAUCCUCCAAACGCCGCUUCGAGGGCAAAAUCACUUAAAUAUGUGCAGUGUCCCUCAGGGCAGUUGCCUUGAGCCGUUACUCUUCUCUAUGUUGGUUUGCCACUGGUCUUAAACGACGCUAGAAUGACUAUGUAUGUGGAUGUGUCCACACUGUACGUCAACACUCAAAGCCAGUGAACUCACUGAAAUUCUAAAUAAGGACUUAGUCAGUAUCAGAAUGGGUGAUUUAAUAAUAAACUGGUUUUAAAUACAGUACAUCAAACAUUUUAAGCGUUGUAUUUGGUUCAAAACAUUAUCUCAGACCUAAACCUCAACUGGAAUUGUGCAUAGAAAAUCUUUACCUGUGUGUGUAGGCUUCCUCCCCCUCCCUCCGACGCAUGCACAGUCUACUGUAGCUACUGACGCUACAGGCGUGAUUCAGAAAUUAGGGAGAGAUUUUUUUAUUAGACAAGAAUGGAUUCACUUUUUCAAUGCUAGUUUAGGAUAGCUAUCACGUUUCACAUUGGAUUUAUUAACUACAAAAAUGUAUGACGUGUUUUUAUUUUUAAUUCUGUUGCCGCUCUGCACACUCAAGCUUGUUCGCUAGCUGCAUUAUGUGUAAUGUAAUGGAACUUAGAAUUAUAGGUCGACCGAUUUAUCUUUUUUUCAACGCCGAUACCGAUUAUUGGAGGACCAACAAAAGGCGAUACCGAUUAAUCGGCCAAUUUUUAUUUAAUUUAUUUAUUUGUAAUAAUGACAAUUACAAAAAUACUGAAUGAACACUUAUUUUAACUUACUAUAAUACAUCAAUAAAAUCAAUUUAGCCUCAAAUAAAUAAUGAAACAUGUUCAAUUUGGUUUAAAUAAUGCGAAAACAAAGUGUUGGAUAAGAAAGUAAAAGUGCAACAUGUGCCAUGUAAGAAAGCUAACGUUUAAGUUCCUUGCUCAGAACAUGAGAACAUAUGAAAGCUGGUGGUUCCUUUUAACAUGAGUCUUCAAUUUUCCCAGAUAAGAAGUUUUAGGUUGUAGUUAUUAUAGGAAUUAUAGGACUAUUUCUCUCUAUGAUUUUCUAUUUCAUAUACCUUUGACUAUUGGAUGUUCUUAUAGGCACUUUAGUAUUGCCAGUGUAACAGUAUAGCUUCCAUCCCUCUCCUCACCCGCUACAUGGGCUCGAUCCAGGAACACAUCGACAACAGCCAUCCUCGAAGCAGCGUUACCCAUGCAGAGCAAGGGGAACAACUACUCCAAGUCUCAGAACGAGUGACGUUUGAAACGCUAUUAGCGCGCACCCCGCUAACUAGCUAGCCAUUUCACAUCGGUUACAUCAGCCUAAUCUCGGGAGUUGAUAGGCUUGAAUUCAUAAACAGCAGAGCUGCUGGCAAAACACACAAAACUGCUGGUGCCCACCAUCGCUCAGUCAGACUGCUCUAUCAAAUCAUAGACUUUAUUAUAACAUAAUAACACACAGAAAUACGAGCCUUAGGUCAUUAAUAUGGUCGAAUCCGGAAACUAUCAUCUCGAAAACAAAACAUUUAUUCUUUCAGUGAAAUACGGGACUGUUCCGUAUUUUAUCAAACAGGUGGCAUCCAUCAGUCUAAAUAUUUCUGUUACAUUGCACAACCUUCAAUGUUAUGUGAUAAUUAUGUAAAAUUCUGGCAAAUUAGUUCGCAAUGAGCCAGGCGGCCCAAACUGUUGCAUAUACCCUGACUCUGCAUGCAAUGAACGCAAGAGAAGUGACACAAUUUCACCUGGUUAAUAUUGCCUGCUAAACUGGAUUUCUUUUAGCUAAAUAUGCAGGUUUAAAAAAUAUAUACUUCUGUGUAUUGAUUUUAAGAAAGGCAUUGAUGUUUAUGGUUAGGUACACGUUGGAGCAACGAUAGUCCAUUUUCGCGAAUGCACACUGCAUCGAUUAUAUGCAACGCAGGACACGUUAGAUAAACUAGUAAUAUCAUCAACCAUGUGUAGUUAUAACUAGUGAUUAUGAUUGAUUGUUUUUUAUAAGAUAAGUUUAAUGCUAGCUAGCAACUUACCUUGGCUUCUUACUGCAUUCGCGUAACAGGCGGGCUCCUCGUGAGGCAGGUGGUUAGAGUGUAGGACUAGUUAACCGUAAGGUUGCAAGAUUGAAUCCCUAAGCUGACACGGUAAAAAUCUGCCGUUCUGCCCCUGAACAAGGCAGUUAACCCACCAUUCCUAGGCCGUCAUUGAAAAUAAGAAUGUGUUCUUAAGUGACUUUCCUAGUUAAAUAAAGGUGUAAAAAAAAAAAAAUAGUGCAAAAUCCGCAUCCAAAAUUACCGAUUUCCGAUUGUUAUGAAAACUUGAAUCGGCCCUAAUUAAUCGGCCAUUCCGAUUAAUCGGUCGACCUCUACUUAGAAUCAUGAUCAAUGGCUAGCACUGGUCCAACGUCAGUUCAGCAAAUCUCUGAAGUUCAAAAACAUUCAAAGUUCCUUCAUAGAAGCCACUCCUCCAUAGGCAUAAUUCUGUGGGCCUAAUUUUGAUAAUUAAUGUCAUAACAACAUGUACAGCGCUCUCCACACCUGCAAAAUUUCAGUCGCAUGUCGGCAUGUCGCACCCUACACUGCACUUGUCUGUCCAAUGCAUGUACAUAGCUUUGCCCCCUUCAUAGCAAGCUGUACAAUCCAUUGGUGAAGUAAUUUAUUGUUGUGCUAAAUAAAAUAAAAUUUCAGAGGUUUGUUUAAAAAGGACAAGAAAGGAACUUAAUAACUGUUACUUUUUUGUUAGAACCGAUUCAGAACUUUAUUUUGCUGGUCAGAACAAUUGAACAGAACCCCCAAAAAUAUGAUUCUAUUCAGAACUAAACAAUGGGGAAAUAAUCUUGGUUCCAACUUCUGGAACUGAUAUCAACAACAGGCAUACCAUUUUUUUCCUGGUUGAGGGUUUUUAUGAGAAAUAUUACUGUGAUGAAAAUUCCAGAUUGUCUGCAUAAUCAAAUAACAUUCAGCUCAGACACCCAUACAUUCCCCACAAGACAUGUCACCAGGCGUCUCUUCACAGUCCCCGAGUCCAAGACGAAUUCACGGCAUCGCACAUUAUUAUACAGAGCCAUGAUUGUGUGGAACUCCCAUCUCCAAUUACUCAAGCAAACAGCAAAAUUACCUUUUAAAAAAACGGAUUAAACAACAUCUCAUGGAAUGGCGGGGACUGUGAGGGGACAAACACAGAGUGGAGUAUGCUCUAACACACCAUUUUUUUGUCGUAUUGUUUGUAUAUCGUUGCGUUUUAAAUGUGUGACUGUCCUUGUAUAUCAGUGCUUUCUUACUUGUCUUGUUUUUGUGUGGACGCCAGGAAGAGUAGCUGCUGCUUCUGCAAAUGGUAAUAGGGAUCCAAAUAAAGCAUAAAAGUCAUGUAGGGCCAUAUAGCACCCGUUAGAGUUUAGGACAGGUGCGUCGUGUAUUCAUGUUGAAUGUUCUCAUAAGCCCACUCACUGUUGUAGAUAAAAUAAACUGCUGAGUAGUUCUGAGCUAGCAUUCGGACGGCCCAGGUCUAGCCUAUGCCUUGCAGGCAGGGAGUGUCUCACUCCUCAACUCCCUUUCUAGGUUUUCAAGCUGAUUCUUGUACUUAAAUAUCUUUUAAUUUACAGACGAGAGACUUAGUGCUAUUUUGCACUGUGAAUGUGAGAUUAUAUUCUGGCUAUUAGUUUAUAGGUAUGCCAUAGUGCAGUCAUUUGAACCCCAACAUUUAGCCUAGAGAAUUUUGCAGCGCUUUCAUGCGUCCUCAACUCCUUCUGUAUGUUAUGGAGGGAUAGGGUCCUCAAACUGAUUUAAAAGCCUACGGUACUCUUUGAUGGCUGUUACUAAAGACAGGAGAUGUUUUAUUAAACUUAUAGUCAACUGUACAUUUUCUCAAGAAUCUUGCUCCAAGAUCUGCUAAAGGGGUCUGAAUAACCAAUGUCAGUAGUAGGCCAACUGUAGUGAGAGAGCAGUCCCAGGCCACAGCAGGCUGCAUCUUAAACCCUGUGUUUAUUCAGUGCUCUGAGAGCCUGGUCUGGUGGGGCAGCAGAGUGGAGUACAGUGAAGGGGUGGUUUUGUGUCUGCACCAUCUGGGCUCCAGUCACAUCCUGUGACUCCGCUCUGAACCAGCUGCACUCAGCCUCAGGUAGGCUAUAGCUCCAGGCUGCUACAACUAAUGGGCAGACUGGGAGGGAGCCUCAGGGUUAGUCAUUGUGCUAUUAGACGUUUAAAGAAGACUGUAGUAAGGCACUAAACCAUAAUUGCUCCAGGGUCGCCGUUGAUAAUGGCAGUCCCUGCCACUCUCCGAGAGGGUGUCUCUGAGGGAGUUGGGAGGAAUUUUUUUGUUAAAUAGUUUUAAAAAGAUAUCUGGAUUCCUAUAUGAUAGGAUUAAAUGUACAGGAAUAGAACAGACAAAUCAUUGACUUGACUGGGGAUAGGCAAAAUCCAGAACUUUUUAUAAUUUUUUUUAAUAAAAUGUUUUGUUUUGGAGAUUUCUGCCAACAUUUUGUCUGGAAUUUGGGUUCUCACGGCAACACUUUUUAGUUUAUGUAAUUUGUUUUGUGGAGCAGUCAAGUCGGCAGAAAAUCGUAUUUGAUUUCUAACUCUGAACUACUCCUCACUUUCUCUUUUUCUAUCAGCACCUCUAUCUCUGUCUCUUUCCCACAUACACACUCAGCAUGUAAGUGGCUUUACAUUAAGCUAAUGAUGAUACAGGGACACCAGCUGCUUUUCCUCUUUUGCUGGCUCUAAAUGGGGCAGGUCAGUGUGGACAGGUGUGAGGGGCUUGCAGUGGCCCCAGAGUGAUUGGUAAUGAACUAACUGUUGCAGAACGUGGUGAUCUAUAUCAGAGCCUGGAAACAUGUACUUGAGAUGGACUUCGGGGUUAUGUUUAGGAUUUAGAUACAGGGCUGUCCUGGCAUGGAGGCCAAGGAACAGAUUGGCUCAGAAAGUAGUUUCAGGGUGCAGUGCCUGUGUCUACUGAGCUGUGAUAGGUGCUCUUCUGUGCCCUUCACAGAUCAGGGUUUUACAUGUAAUUCGGAAAGUAUUAAGACCCCUUGACUUUUUCCACAUUUUGUUAAGUUACAGCCUUAUUCUAAAAUGUAUUAUUUUGUUCUUCCUCAUUAAUCUACAUACACUACCCCAUAAUAACAAAGCGAAAACAUGUUUUUAGAAAUGUUGCCAAAUUUAUUAUAAAUAAAGAGCAGCAGAAAUACCUUAUUUCCGUAAGUAUUCAGACCCUUUGCUAUGAGACUCAAAAUUGAGCUCAGGUGCAUCCUGUUUCCAUUGAUCAUCCUUGAGAUGUUUCUACAACUUGAUUGGAGUCCACCUGUGGUAAAUUCAAUUGAUUGGACAUGAUUUGGAAACGCACACAUCUGUCUAUAUUAGAGGUCGACCGAUUGUUUUUUCAAAGCCGAUACCGAUUAUUGGAGGACCAAAAAAAGCAGAUGCCGAUUUUUGUAAUAAUGACAAUUAUAACAAUACUGAAUGAACACUUUUAUUUUAACAUAAUACAUAAAUAAAAUAAAUUUAGUCUCAAAUAAAUAAUGAAACGUUCAUUUUGGUUUAAAUAAUGCAAAAACACAGUGUUGGAGAAGUGAAAGUGCAAUAUGUGCCAUGUAAAAAAGCUAACGUUUAAGUUCCUUGCUUAGAACAUGAGAACAUAUGAAAGCUGGUGGUUCAUUUUAACAUGAGUCUUCAAUAUUCCCAGUUUAGGUUGUAGUUAUUAUAGGACUAUUUCUCUCUACCAUUUGUAUUUCAUAUACCUUUGACUAUUGGAUGUUCUUAUAGACACUUUAGUAUUGCCAGCCUAAUCUCGGGAGUUGAUAGGCUUGAAGUCAUAAACAGCGCUGUGCUUGAAGCAUUGCGAAGAGCUGCUGGCAAACGCAGUAAAGUGCUGUUUGAAUGAAUGCUUACGAGACUGCUGCUGCUCAGUCAGACUGCUAUAUCAAAUGAUAGACUUAAUUAUAAUAUAAUAAACACACAAAUACGAGCCUUAGGUCAUUAAUACGGUCAAAUCCGGAAACUAGAAUUUCAAAAACAAAACGUUUAUUCUUUCGGUCAAAUACGGAACCGUUCCGUAUUUUAUAGAGUGGGUGACAUCCCUAAGUCUAAAUAUUGCUUUUACUUUGCACAACCUUCAAUGUUAUGUCAUAAUUAUGUAAAAUUCGGGCAAAUUAAUUACGGUCUUUCUUAGGAAGAAAUAAUCUUCACACAGUUCGCAACGAGCCAGGCGGCCCAAACUGCUGCAUAUACUCUGACUCUGCUUGCACAUAAACGCAAGAGAAGUGACACAAUUUCCCUAGUUAAUAUUGCCUGCUAACAUUAAUUUCUUAACUAAAUAUCCAGGUUUAAAAAUAUAUACUUGUGUAUUGAUUUUAAGAAAGGCAUUGAUGUUUAUGGUUAGGUACACAUUGGUGCAACGACAGUGCUUUUUUUCGCGAAUGCGCUUGUUAAAUCACCCUUUUGGCGAAGUAGGCUGUGAUUCAAUGAUAAAUUAACAGGCACCGCAUCAAUUAUAUGCCACGCAGUACAAGCUAGAAAAACUAGUAAUAUCAACCAUGUGUAGUUAACUAGUGAUUAUGUUAAGAUUGAUUGUUUUUUAUAAGAUAAAUCUAAUGCUAGCUAGCACCUUACCAUGGCUCCUUGCUGCACUCGCAUAACAGGUAGUCAGCCUGCCACGCAGUCUCCUCGUGGAGUGCAAUGUAAUCAGCCAUAAUCGGUGUCCAAAAAUGCCGAUUUACCGAUUUGUUAUGAAAACUUGAAAUGGGCCCUAACUAAUCGGCCGUUCCGCUUAAUCGGUCAACCUCUACUUAGGAUGAAAGACGAGUUUCCCACUAGUAAUUACCAGUUGGAGGGCCGUACAAGUGGAUUUUUCCCAGUUGUAUGUGGUAAAUUGCCACUUGGUUAUGAACUCACCAUGACACUGCCUCCUUCAUUGACAGAUGCGCACCUGUGACUCUCAUAAAGGGGGCAUGUCUGUAGUAUGGUACAUUUCCCACUCCGUGCUGUGAUGAGCACAACACAGGGUGCAUUGGCCAAUUAAUUGAAAGCUUUGGCUUGCUUGUAUAGAGCGGGUACUAUGUGUUUGCUGAAAUGAGUGCAAGAGGUAAGUUCGUAACGUUGCUCGAGCACUUUCACAAGGUGCUGAAAUCCUCUUUUCUCAACCACCGAGAAUGGGUGCAUAUCCUUGGCUAUAAAAAAUAGCCUACCUACCACUCUUGUAAUUUCUUUGGCCUGGUCAGAAUCAGCUGCCAAGGGCUGCUUGAAUGCAGAAGGGAGACGAUGUUGUUUCCAUCUUGCUACGAAAUACUGGGGUGAUGUCGGUGUAAAUGUGUCAACAUUUGAGGUGUUGGCAACUGCAUAGGCUUUUCUCAUUGAGCGUGGUGACAUACUGUUAACGUUUUAUCCACAACUCUGUUCAUCGCCAUUGUAAUCUAUACAGAACAAAAAUAUAAACGUAACAUGUAAAGUGCUGGUCCCAUGUUUCAUGAGGUUAAAUUUAAACAUACCAGAAAUGUUCCAUAUGCACAAAAAGCUUAUUUCUUUCAAAUGUUGCACAAAUUAGUUUACAUCCCUUUUAGUGAGCAUUUCUCCUUUGCCAAUAUAAUCCAUCCACCUGACAGGUGUGGAAUAUCAAGAAGCUGAUUUAAACCGCAUGAUCACUACACAGGUGCACCUUCAGCUGGGGACAAUAAAAGGACACUCUAAAUGUGCUGUUUUGUCACACAACACAAUGCCACAGAUGUCUCAAGUUUUGAGGAAGUGUGCAAUUGGCAUGCUGACUGCAGGAAUGUCCACCAGAGCUGUUGCCAGAACAUUUAAUGUAAAUGUUUCUACCAUAAGCCGCUUCCAACGUCACUUUAGAGAAUUUGGCAGUACGUCCAACGGGCCUCACUACCACAGACCACGUGUAAUGUUCCUUAAUGUCAUAGUUAGACUUUCAAGUAGAUUAAAGUAAUAACUAUGGCAAGACCUGAAAAUGGUUGUCUAGCAACGAUCAACAACUAAUUUGACAAAGCUUGAAGAAUUUUGAAAAGAAUAAUGGGCCAAUGUUGCACAAUCCAGGUGAGGAAAGCUUUGAGACUUACCCAGAAAGACUCACAGCUGUAAUCACUGCCAAAUGUGCUUCUACAAAGUAAUAACUCAGCGGUGUGAACACUUAUGUGAAUGAGAUAUUUCUGUAUUUAAUUUAAUACAUUUUGCCAUUAUGGGGUAUUGUGUGUAGAUGGGUGAAAGAGAAAGUAAUGUAAUUCAUUUUGAAUUCAGGCUGUAACACAACAAAAUGUGGAAUAAGUCAAGUUGUAUGAAUACCUUUUGAAGGCACUGUAUAUUUAGUGUUAGCGGUCUAACUAAUGUGUUUUUAAGAUUCCACUUAGGUGGUGAAUUAGCCUCAAAAAAAAUCCCUGUGAUAUUAGUGCACAUACAAAUGCAGGCAAAUUCCUGUCUAUUGAAUCAAAAUAAAUCAGAAAAUUCCAGAGCCCUAUUUUAACAGUGAAAUAUAACAAUAGCAUAAUUGUCAAUCCACAAUGCAUGACAAUCACUGGAUUAGGUUGCACAUUAAAAUAUUUUGAUUCACAACAUGAAAAGAUGAUGAAACAACUUAUUUCUGGAAUACAAUGUCCAUAGUCUAUUACAGGUAUUCCCAAACUGGGGUACGCGCAAUGCCGUCGGGAGUACGCCAAAUCAAAAUGUAUAUAUUUUACAUGUGAAUUUUUUUCACAUUUUCAAACAGUCCAUUUAUAUUUUCCAACGGGGCUAUACAUUUGGGUGAGAUUUUUUUCUCGCCUGAUAUGAUAUGAUGAACUACAUUUGAUUUGGGGUUCACUUAUAUUGGGAGUAGUGCCUUUCCUCAGCACAGAGUCCUUUGCACAUAUAACACAAUCUCACAACUCAAUAAAAACCUUCACUCUUAUGCAGACAUUUAGAAACAAAACAUACCAUUUAGAAAAAUAAGCCACAGGAGUUUUUUGAGAGAAUUAAGACGACUUUCGAAUAGUAAGACAUGUAUAAAAGUAACAGAUACCAUUAAUAAGAAGGGGCUAGAAGCACCUUAUCUGGUGAGCUACUGAGUGGCUUGGACAGGCAAGCCCCAUACUAUUGUGGAGGACUUAAAUCUUCCUGCUGCCGCGGAUAUGGCUGGGACAAUGCUGGGGGGAAAAGGCCAAAACUAUACAGACAAUGCCUUCAUCAAACAACACUGUUUCACGACGCAGGAGAUGUUUUGAAACAAUUACUGCUUCGCAUACAAGCCAGUGAAUUCUAUGUGUUACAGCUGGAUGAGUCAACAGAUGUGUCAGGCCUGGCACAGCUCCUUGUAUAUGUCCGUUUAUGUUCAUGGGGGGGUCAGUUAAUUUCUCUAGGAUAGGGGGCAGCAUUUUCACGUUUGGAUAAAAAGCAUACCCAAAUUCAGCUGCCAGCUACUCAUCCCCAGAAGAUAAUAUAUGCAUAUUGUUAGUAGAUUUGGAUAGAAAACACUCUGAUGUUUCUAAAACUGUUUGAAUCAUGUCAGUGAGUAUAACAGAACUUAUUUAGCAGGCGAAACCCCGAGGACAAACCAUAAAGAACUUUUUUUUUUUUUUGGUCACUCUCUUUUCAAUGGAUUUUCAUUGGGAAUACAGAUUUCUAAUUGACCUUCUUGCAGUUCCUACCGCUUCCACUGGAUGUCAACCGUCUUUAGAAAUUAGUUGAGUGUUUUUCCUUUGUGUAAUGAAGAAGUACGGCCAUUUUGAAUCAGUGUCACUUGUUGUGUACUGUUAGAGGCGCGUGACCAGAAAGCAUGCUACAAAUUGUUUUAGUCCUGUAUUGAACACAGAUCAUCCCGUCUUCAAUUUUAUCGAUUAUUUACGUUACAAAAUACCUGAAGUUGUAUUACAAAAGUAAUUUGAAAUGUUUUGGCAAAGUUUACAGGUAACUUUUGAGAUAUUUUGUAGUCAUGUUUCACGGGUUGGAACCGGUGUUUUUCUGGAUCAAACAUUCCAAAUAAAUUGACAUUUUGGAUAUAUAGCGAUGGAAUUAAUCUAACAAAAGGACCAUUUGUGAUGUUUAUGGGACAUAUUGGAGUGCCAACAACAGAAGCUCGUCAAAGGUAAGGAAUGAAUUAUAUUUUUAUUUCUGCAUUUUGUGUCGCGCUUGCAGGGUUGAAAUAUGCUUAUCUCUCUUUGUUUGCAAUGGUGCUAACUCAGAUAAUAGCAUCGUUUCCUUUCUCCGAAAAGCCUAUUUGAAUUCUGACAUGUUGGCUGGAUUCACAACCAGUGUGGCUUUAAUUUGGUAUCUUUCAUGUGUGAUUUAAUGAAAGCUAGAUUUUUAUAGUAAUUUAUUUGAAUAUGGCGCUCUGCAUUUUCUCUGGCUUUUGGCCAAUUGAGACAGUAGCGUCCCGCCUAAACUCAGAUUUUUGGAUAUAAAUAUGAACUUUACCGAACAAAACAUACAUUUAUUGUGUAACAUGAAGUCCUAUGAGUGUCAUCUGAUGAAGAUCAUCAAAGGUUAGUGAUUAAUUUUAUCUCUAUUUCUGCUUUUUGUUACUCCUCUCUUUGGCUGGAAAAAUUGCUGGGUUUUUCUGUGGCUAUGUACUGACCUAACAUAAUCGUUUGGUGUGCUUUCGCCGAAAAUCCUGAAAUCAGACAUGUUGGCUGGAUUCACAACAAGUGUAGCUUUAAUUUGGUGUUUUGUUUUUCAUGAAAGUUGGAUGUUUAUAGUAAUUUAUUUGAAUUUGGCGCUCUUCAUUUUUACUGGCUUUUGGCCAAGUGGGACGUUAGCGUCCCACAUAUCCCAGAGAAGUUAAAGAAGACGUCUUCUUCUGCAAACCACUGGAAACCAGGACAACUGGAGAGGAUAUUUUUAAAGUACUGCACAGCUUUGUGACAUCAAAUGGACUUUGGUGGUCAAGAUGUGUUGGUAUCUGUACUGAUGGCGCAAAAGCCAUGACAGGGAGACAUAGUGGAGUGGUAACGCGCGUGCAAGCAGUGUCUCCCGACGCCACUUGGGUACACUGCAGCAUCCACCGAGAGGCUCUUGCUGCCAAGGGAAUGACCUGACAGCUUGAAAGACGUUUUGGACACUACAGUGAAAAUGGUUAACUUUGUUAAUGCAAGACCCCUGAACUCUCGUGUAUUUUCCACAGUAUGCAAUGAUAUUGGCAGCGACCAUGUAACGCUUUUACGGCAUACAGAAGUGCGCUGUAUGUUUUUUUGAAUUGAGAGACAAGCUUAAAGUUUUCUUUACUGACCAUCAUUUUCACUUGCCUGACCACUUGCAUGAUGAGUUUCUCACACGACUGGCAUAUCUGGGUGAUGUUUUUUCUUGCUUAAAUGAUCUGAAUCUAGGAUUACAGGGACUCUCCGCAACUAUAUUCAAUGUACGGGAUAAAAUUGAGGCUAUGGUUAAGAAGUUGGAGCUCUUCUCUGUCUGCAUUAACAAGGACAACACACAGGUUUUUCCAUCAUUGUAUGAUUUUUUUUUUGUGUGCAAAUGAACUCAAGCUUACAGACAAUGUCCAAUGUGAUCUAGCGAAGCACCUGAGUGAGUUGGGUGCGCAAUUAAGCAGUUACUUUCCCUAAACGGAUGACACAAACAACUGGAUUCGUUAUCCCUUUCAUGCCCUGCCUCCAGUCCACUUACCGAUAUCUGAACAAGAGAGCCUCAUCGAAAUUGCAACAAGCGGUUCUGUGAAAAUGGAAUUUAAUCAGAAGACACUGACAGAUUUCUGGUUUGGGCUGCCCUCAGAGUAUCCUGCCUUGGCAAAUCGCACUGUUAAGACACUAAUUCCCUUUGCAACCAUGUACCUAUGUGAGAAUGGAUUCUCGGCCCUCACUAGCAUGAACUAAAUACAAGCACAGGCUGUGUGUGGAAAAUGAUUUAAGUGUGAGACUCUCCAAUACAACUCAAUAUUGCAGAGUUAUGUGCAUCCUUUCAAGCACACCCUUCUCAUUAACCUGUAGUGAGUUAUUCCCAAUUUUCGAUGAACAAAUAAGGUUUUAUAUGUAAGAUUGUUAAAUAAAGAGCAAAAUUAUUUAUUUAUUUUAUUAUUUGUGCCCUGGUCCUAUAAGAGCUAUUUGUCACUUGCCACAAGCAGGGUUGUGACAAAUUCACACUCAUUCUUAUGUUUAUUAAACAUAUCGUAUAGUGUGGUUGUGUGUGUGUGGCAGGCUUACAAUGAUGGCAAAAAACAACAUUUGAGAGUGUUGACCCUGGUGCUCGAUGGGGUAGGCAGCUGGAGGUUGAAUGUUUGAAGGGGUACGGGACUAUAAAACAGUUUGGGAACCACUGGUCUAUCAAUAAAAUUACUUUAUAAGGUGAUACCCAAUUUCAUAUUGCGUGAUGCUGUGGAAAACAAUUGUUGGCACCAAAUAAUGGGCUGGCGCAAUCAACUUAAAUCUUUAGUGGCACCAGUGCCACCAGGGGGAAAUGUUAGUCUGGAGCCCUGCAAUGUCUGUUUAGUUUACACAUUCAUUACAGCUUAAAAACGAAGUGUGUGUGUGUAAUGUAUGACAGAAACAUAGGGCAUAUCACUGAGCUCAGUCUGCAUCUGGGAAGAUGUGGCUGUCACCUUAGGGCUCACUGCCACAUGAUUCAUCAUAACUGUCAGCUUCACCCCCCCCACCUACCCGCUGCCGUGUGUGUGUGUUGCCCACACUCCGUUACCCUGCUGCUCCCAGUCUACUUACUCUGAUGCCUAAGGUGACCCCCUCUCCACUGCGGUGUGUCAGAGCCGCUGCUGAGCUGAGCCGUGCUGUCUGCCUGGAGGCAAGGGUCUGUGCGGGGGAGGAGACACAGUACAGGAGCCUCUCAUACAGUGGAUCUCCGCUCUCUGGAGAUGCUUCUGCUGUGGAUUAUUUUAGAACAUAUGAAAAAUAGAAGGGGAAAAAAUCAGAACCUCAGCUUGCAAUCCAGACACAGAGUGCGUUCGGAAAAUAUUCAGACCUAUUGACUUUUUCCACAUUUUGUGUCUGUCUUAUUCUAAAAUUAUUUAUUUUUUCUUCAAUCUUCACACUAUACCCCAUAAUGACAGCAAAAACAGACCAUUUACUCAGCUGGCAAGUGUGUUUACGGACAUAUUCAACCAAUCCCUAUCCCAGUCUGCUGUUCCCACUUGCUUCAAGAGGGCCAGCAUUGUUCCUGUUCCCAAGAAAGCUAAGGUAACUGAGCUAAACAUCUAUCGCCCCGUAGCACUCACUUCCGUCAUCAUGAAGCGCUUUGAGAGACUAGUCAAGGAUCAUAUCACCUCCACCCUAUCUGACACCCUAGACCCACUCCAAUUUGCUUACCGCCCCAAUAGGUCCACAGAUGACGCAAUCACACUGCACACUGCCCUAACCCAUCUGGACAAGAGGAAUACCUAUGUAAGAAUGCUGUUCAUCGAUUACAGCUCAGCAUUUAACACUAUAGUACCCUCCAAACUGGGUCUCGACCCCGCCCUGUGCAACUGGGUCCUGGACUUUCUGAUGGGCCGCCACCAGUUAAUGAAGGAAGGACACAACAUCUCCACCCCACUGAUCCUCAACACUUGGGCCCCACAACGAUGCGUUCUCAGCCCUCUCCAGUACUCCUUGUUCACCCAUGACUGCGUGGCCAUGCACGUCUCCAACUCAAUCAUCAAGUUUGCAGAUGACACAACAGUGGUAGGCUUGAUUACCAACAAAGACGAGACGGCCUACAGGGAGGAUGUGAGGGUGUGGUGUCAGGAAAAUAACCUCCCACUCAACGUCAACAAAACAAAGGAGAUGAUCGUGGACUUCAGGAAACAGCAGAGGGAUCACCCCCCUAUCCACAUCAACGGGACAGUAGUGGAGGUGGAAAGUUUUAAGUUCCUUGGUGGACAAACUGAAAUGGUCCACCCACACAGACAGCGUGGUGAAGAAGGCGCAACAGCGCCUCUUCAACCUCAGAAAUUUGGCUUGUCACCAAAAACACUCACAAACUUUUACAGAUGCACAAUCGAGAGCAUCCUGUUGGGCUGUAUUACCUCCUGGUACGGCAAUUGCUCCACCCACAACCGUAAGGCUCUCCAGAGGGUAGUGAGUUCUGCACAAUGCAUAACCGGGGGCAAACUACCUGCUCUCCAGGACACCUACACCACCCGGUGUCACAGGAAAGCCAAAAAGAUCAUCAAGGACAACAACCACCCGAGCCACUACUUGUUCACCCUGCUACUUGUUCACAUCUAGAAAGCAGGGUCAGUAGAGGUGCCUCAAAACUGGGGCCCAGAGACAGAAGUUGUUUUUCAAUCUCAAGGCCAUCAGACUGUUAAAAAGCCAUCACUAACAUUGAGCGGCUGCUGCCAACAUACUGACUCAAAUCUCUAGCCACUUUAGUAAAUUAAAAUUGGAUGUAAUAAAUAUCACUAGUCACUUUAAACAAUACCGCUUUAUAUAAUGUUUACCUACCCUACAUUACUCAUCUCAUAUGUAUAUACUGUACUCUAUACCAUCUACUGCAUCUUGCCUAUGCUGUUCGGCCAUCGCUCAUCCAUUUAUGUUCAAGUACAUAUUCUUAUUCAUUCCUUUACACUUGUACUACUUAAGUACUUUACACCACUGCUCAGUACUUUGUUGAAGCACAUUUGGCAGCGAUUACAUCCUUGAGUCUUGGGUAUGACGCUACAACUUGGCACACCUGUAUUUGGAGAGUUUUUCCCAUUCUUCUCUGCAGAGCCUCUCAAGCUGUCAGGUCGGAUGGGGAGCGUCGCUGCACAGCUUUUUUCAGGUCUCUCCAGAGAUGUUAGAUCAGGUUCAAGUCCAGGCUUUUGCUGGGCCACUCAAGGACAUUCAGAGACUUGUCCCUAAGCCACUCUUGUGUUGUCUUGGCUGUGUGCUUAGGGUCGUUGUCCUUUUGGAAGGUGAACCGUCGCCCGAGUCUGCGGUCCUGAGCGCUCCGGAGCAGGUUUUCAUCAAGGAUGUCUCUGUACUUUGCUCUGUUCAUCUUUCCCUUUUUUUGAAUCCCCACAGCAUGAUGCUACCACCGCCAUGCUUCAAAGUUCAAAAGAGUUCUUGGUUUCAUCAGACCAGAGCAUCUUUUUUCUCAUGGUCUGAGAGUCCUUUAGGUGACUUUUGGGUAAAUCCAAGUGGACUGUCAUGUGCAUAUUACUGAGGAGUGGCUUACGUCUGGCAACUCCAAAAAGGCCUGAUUGGUGGAGUUCUGCAGAGAUGGUUGUCCUCGUGGAAGGUUCUCUCAUCUCCACAUAGGAAUUCUGGAGCUCUGUCAGAGUGACCAUCGGGUUCUUUGUCACCUCCCUGACCAAGGCCCUUCUGCCCCGAUUGCUCAGUGUGGCCAGGAUGAGUCUCUAGGAUGAGUCUUGAUGGUUCCAAACUUCCUCCAUUUAUGAAUGAUGGAGGCCACUGUGUUCUUCGGGACCUUCAAUGCUGCAGACAUUUUUUGAUACCCUUCCUCAGAUCUGUGCCUCGACACAAUCUUUUCUCUGAGCUCUACGGACAAUUUGUUCGACCUCAUUGCUUGGUUUUUACUCUGACAUGCAGUCAACUGUGGGACUGUUUUAUAUAGACAGAUGUGUGCCUUUCCAAAUCAUGUUCAAUCAAUUGAAUCUACCACAGGUGGACUCCAUUGAAGUUUUAGAAACAUCUCAAGGAUGAUCAAUGGAAAUAGGAUGCACCUGAGCUCAAUUUUGAGUCUCAUGCGGUCUGAUUACUUAUGUAAUUAAGGUAUUUCUGUUUUUUGUCUAUAAAACAGUCUUCGCUUUGUCAUUAUGCGGUAUAUUGUGUGUAGAUUAAGGGGGGGGGGGGGGAUUAUUUAAUCAAUUUUAAAAUAAGGCUGUAACGUAACAAUGUGGGCAAGGGGUCUGAAUAUUUUUUGAAUGUGCUGUAUAUGAAAAAUCAUGAUUUCUUUCCUAUUCAACAAAAGUGGGGGAUUGGUGCUUGAAAUUAUUUGAAUGCUGUAUAAAUAUAGUAACAAUCAAAUUAUAAACAACUUACUAUAAUAUUUCACUUUAACUGUUAAAUAAAUAUGAUCAUACUUGGUGAAAGUACAAAAUUGGUACCAGUUCAUAUCAUUGAUAACAAUGUUCUGCCCAGCAUUCUCUGAGCGACGUGGAGACACCAUUCAAAUGCCUGCUAUCUCGUUAAAACUAUCUUCAAGCAUGAAGUGAUUUCGUUCCUCUGUGACCAAAAGAGUGGUACUGUUUAAAUUCGAUGCAAUUAUUUAGUAUUUUUUUCAAGGGCUGUCAAAUGAUAAAAAUAACUAAUGCCAUUAACACGAUUAAUUAAUCACAAUUUUUUGAAUUUGCUCAUUUGGCCAGUUUAACACUUGUGCACAGCAGUGGUGGUCGGUGCCAUUUAAGAUGCGGGAUGUUUUUUAAAUUUUAUUUUUAUGAGCAUAGCCUUAUUUCUAUUACGACAUACUGGAUGACUGUCAUUCAUAUUCCAGUCACCCAGCUCAAUGUAACAUUGAUAGGUUUAGGCUACUUCUUGACACUCAAAUUCUCUCUGUACCCAUCAUGAGGUUGCUACAACCUAGACUGUGAAAUAGCCUAUGAACGUUUACAACAGAGAAUUUUGAGUAAUCAAAGUGACAUUGAGUGACACAUUCAGUACCACCUUGCACACUCUUGGCUGCAUCUAUCUGAUAUAGGGAGUAAUCAUUAGUCCAACAGUUGCAAAUGUGAAUUUCUAUUGGACAAAUUCUGGUAUUUUUAUCUCCGUUCGAUUUGCUUCCAUUUUAAGAAAAGUUUUUAUACAGUAUCGAUGGAAUGAAUACACCCCUGGUCACACGCAAAUACAGUUCACUUUCAGCUGUCUGUGACCAGGUGAAAAACCCCUUUCCAAGCCAAACCUUCAUAUCAUGACUGCUGUAACCGCCACACACAACCUACAUUGUUGUCACAUCAUGGUAUGAAAGAUGGCUGCCGUUUUAUUGGCUCUUAAUAACCUCUCUAGGAUAGGUGGGACGGUAGCGUCCCACUUGGCCAAAAUCCAGAAAAAGUGUAGCGCACCAAAUUCAAAUAUAUUACUAUAAAAAUCAAUCUUUCAUGAAAUCACACAUGAAAGACACCAACUUAAAGCUACACAUGUUGUGAAUCCAGCCAACAUGUCUGGUUUCAAAAAGGAUUUACGGGGAAAGCACACCAAACAAUUAUGUUAGCUCAGUACAUAGCCAUGGGGUGGGCAAACUUUUUGACUCGCGGGCCACAAUGGGUUCUAAAAUUUGACAGAGGGGCCGGGCCAGGAGCAUUUGGAGGGAGUGUUUGGGCCGGAUAUACUAAAGCAUUAAAUGUAGUGUGUGCAAACCUCAUAGCACAGUAAGAACACUACAACCCAAUUUAUUAACUGUCUUUCAAAUGUGAAAAAUAGCCCUUAUCAGUUAAUAAAUUUGUCUCAAGGAAUUUGCAAGAUAUGGCAUUUACAUACUAUUUCGCAGAUACCGGGAUGAGGAAAUGUAAAUAGAUUAAAAUAACAUACGCACUGUGAUUUAUCAAGAUUGCGUCUGUUUUUAAUAAGUUUCAGUCGAAGGUGCAAAGUUAAAGAAAUCAACAUUUAUUGAAAAAUGGAAUCACUUUCAACAUUCAAAACAUAUUAUUACACAACGAAAUACUCAAGCUCAAUAAUAUCUACUUGUGUUAAACUCCGCAAAAUCAUGGAUGGAUUGUCCUGACCGCGCGCUCUACAAACUCGCCACGGACGCCCUCGCCUUCACGCGCAAACAGUACACGUGUAUCGUUGCCAAGCACACAGACAUAGGCUGUAUUAAAUAUCCUACCUGCAGCUGAAAAUUUAAAUUUAAAUUAAGAGCGAUGUGCGGCGUGUUAAUAAAGCUACUGUACCGCUGCUGUGCGUAAAUGCGCAUUGCUCUUAAUUAAAAGACGCACUUCCAAACUUUCCAUAUGCAUUUUUUCAUAACACAGCAGAAAAACUCACCAUUUCAGUGGGAACAGUGUUGUUGGUCUCCCUUUUUUGCCAGUGCAUCAAAGUCUGGAGUUAGUUUUGUUGUGGCAAUUCUCAGGACAGAUCUGAGGUGUUGGUCAGUUAACUUGGAUCUGUGAUGGGCUUUGUUGAUUUUCAUGACGCUAAACGUCUGCUCACACACGUAGGUCGAGCCAAACAACACCAGCAUCUUCUGCGCCGUCCUCCGGAGGUUUGGAAACGCGGUCUCGUUAAGUGAAGCGUAAAAGUCAUUCAGUUUAAGAGACUUGAACUUCUCCUUUGAGACGGAGUCAAACUGAAGAUCGAUCAGUUCCAAUUGCAGCUCCUGCGGUGCUGAUUCGGGGUCUUGUGACAGGGGACAGAACACCAGUUGAAGUGACUUGUCAAUUUUUUAAAAAUCACAGAACCGACGGCAAAAUUCUCUGUGCAGAUCGUCCAGUGAUUUGCAGUAUUUCUUCGCAUUUCGGGCGGCCUCUUUCUGCACGGCUAGUGUGGGGAAAUGUGCGAAAGAUUUGUUUUGACAUUUGCCUGGAGAAUAAAACCAGCUUGGAUUUGAAGGCUCUCACAUUUGUGUACAUGUCGUGCGCAAACUGAUCUUUCCCCUGUAGCUUCACGUUCAGCUCAUUCAUGUGUGAAAAUAUGUCCACAGCAAACGCAAAGUCACAAAGCCAGUUUGUGUCGCUCAGCUCGGGGAAUUCUUCGGAUUUCCCCAUUAAAUUAAAAAAUGAGCGAAUCUCGUCUUUGAGCUCCCAGACUCGUUGAAACACUUUCCCCAAACUUAACCAGCGGACGCGAGAGUGGUAAAGUAGGUCCUGGUGAUCCGCAUUAGUUUCUUCCAGGAACGUAAUGAACUGACGAUGAUUAAGUCCCCUUGCUCGUAUGAAGUUAACAAGUUUUACAACUGGAUCCACGACGUGAUUAAGCUGCAAUACAGACUUACACAGAGACUCCUGAUGAAUGAUGCAGUGAAGUAAAAUAACAUCCUGGUCAGGGUUUUCUUCUUUCACUUUAUCCUGGAUUCUUUUCAGCAGCCCGAUGUUUUUUCCAGUUAAAUUUGGCGAUCCAUCCGUGGUGACAUUGGCAAGUUUACUCCAAGGUAGCUUCAUUCUCUCGAUGACAGCAGACACCUGUUCAUAUAAGUCCUCUCCUCGCGUUUUCCCUUUCAGUGAUUCCAUGCUCAAAAGCUCCUCCGUUAUCUCAAAACUGUCGUUAAUCCCUCGGAUAAAAAUUAGGAGCUGAGCAGUGUCUUUUAUGUCGUUACUUUCAUCCAGUGCUAGUGAAUAUAACUUAAAGGACUCCGCCUUUUUGUUUAACUCGCUGACUAUAUCUUCGUCAAUCAGUUCCACGCGGCGAGUCACUGUCCUGCGUGCUAAACUGAUUUUUUCAAACUUGGCUUUGCUCUCCGGACACAAGAGACCUGCUGUCUCUACCAUGCACUCUUUCAAAAACUCGCCUUCGGAGAAAGGCUUGCUAGCCUUUGCUAAUUUGAAUGCCAGCAAAUAACUUGCCUUGGUACUUGACUCUUGAAUUGCAGUUUGUCGGUGAAAAAAGUUCUGUUGACUCUGUAAAUUAGCUGCCAACCUCUGAGCAGUAGCCGCCCGUUCUUGUGUUGACUGCUUGCUAGCAUAGUUUGCAUGCUUCGUGGCAAAGUGACGGCUGAUAUUGUACUCUUUGAAAACCGCAACAGCUUCUUGGCAUAUCAGACAUACAGCCGUUGAUCGGACUUCAGUGAAGAAGUAUUUUGUUGUCCACUCCUUAGUAAACACUCGGCAUUCGCUGUCCACUUUCCUUCUUUUUGGUCCGCUCAUUGUCACAGAAGGGCUUAACCUGUCUAGGAUCAGCGUGGCGCUAGCGGC
Salvelinus fontinalis (brook trout) is the source of this 21880-nucleotide messenger RNA. RefSeq lists its product as uncharacterized. Lineage: Eukaryota; Metazoa; Chordata; Actinopteri; Salmoniformes; Salmonidae. Bases 15339 to 16319 code for a protein of 326 amino acids. The record is from RefSeq and is a predicted model, not a curated record. The transcript has 2 exons.